GUAAAGUUUUCGCAGCGCGCGCGAAAUAGACGUGCUCGUCCCGCGUUUGUGCAGGAGUGCUGUAUCAUUUAUAUAGGUUUGUUUUGGGCAUCCAGCUGAUCGACAUGGGAAUUCACGGCCUUGCCAAGUUAAUAGCUGAUCAGGCGCCAACAGCCAUCAAGGAGCAGGAUAUUAAAAAUUACUUCGGACGCAAGAUUGCCAUCGAUGCCUCCAUGUGCAUUUACCAGUUUCUGAUCGCAGUCAGACAAGACGGGAACGUUUUACAAAAUGAAGAUGGAGAGACAACAAGCCACCUCAUGGGCAUGUUCUACAGGACCAUCCGAAUGCUGGACAGUGGCAUCAAGCCCGUGUAUGUGUUUGACGGGAAGCCGCCUCAGCUCAAGUCCGGAGAGUUGGAGAAAAGAGGAGAGAGGAGAGCAGAGGCUGAAAAGCUGCUAGCACAAGCACAGGAAUUGGGUGAACAGGAGAACAUUGACAAGUUCAGCAGACGUCUUGUAAAAGUCACCAAGCAACAUAAUGAUGAGUGUAAGAAGCUCCUUACGCUGAUGGGAGUGCCCUACAUAGAGGCUCCAUGCGAGGCCGAGGCCAGCUGUGCGGCUCUGGUGAAGGCAGGGAAGGUGUACGCCACGGCAACUGAAGAUAUGGACGGGUUAACCUUUGGAACAACCGUCCUGCUGAGACACUUAACCUCUAGCGAAGCCAAGAAACUUCCGAUCCAGGAGUUUCAUUUCAGCCGCAUUCUGCAGGAAAUGAACAUGUCACAUCAACAGUUCAUCGAUUUGUGUAUCCUCCUCGGCUGUGACUACUGUGGCACAAUCAAAGGAAUUGGACCCAAGAGAGCAAUUGACCUCAUCAAACAACAUGGUUCAAUAGAGGAAAUCCUGGACAACAUUGACCAGUCUAAACACCCUGCCCCAGAAGACUGGCUUUUUAAAGAGGCUCGAACCCUGUUUCUGGAGCCUGAGGUAGUGGACUGUUCCACUGUCGAUCUCAAGUGGAACGAACCUGACGAGGAGGGACUCAUCCAGUUUAUGUGCAGCGAGAAGCAGUUCAGUGAGGAGCGUAUCCGUAACGGCUGUAAGAAAAUCAUGAAGAGCCGACAGGGGAGCACUCAAGGACGCCUGGACACAUUCUUCACCGUCACAGGAUCCAUCUCUUCUAAACGCAAGGAGCCUGAAGCAAAAGGCUCAGCCAAGAAGAAACAGAAGACAGGUGCAACACCAGGCAAAUUCAAGAAGGGCAAAUGAAGCCGUCUAAAGUGAACGCAUGGGACUAUGAGGAGCCGGGGACCGGUGAACACGCUUUGACUGCGUCCUUGUGCUUCCUGUGGGGUUUUCAUAUUGAAAAGUCACCUGGAAAAACAAAAGCAGUUACUGAAAAACUUGUCGAUGUGAACGUGUUCUAAUUUGAAUUAAAUAAAGAAGCUUUUCUAAA
Molecule: messenger RNA, 1434 nt
Organism: Clarias gariepinus (North African catfish)
Lineage: Eukaryota; Metazoa; Chordata; Actinopteri; Siluriformes; Clariidae
Gene: fen1
Product: flap structure-specific endonuclease 1
Exons: 11
Coding region: 105-1247 (380 amino acids)
Cellular component (GO): nucleus
Molecular function (GO): RNA-DNA hybrid ribonuclease activity; magnesium ion binding; 5'-flap endonuclease activity
Source: RefSeq, a predicted model, not a curated record